UUCUAUACCCCAAUAUUGCCGUGUUCACAACAGAAGCGAGCAACUAAAAAGAACAGACACUCAUCGUUAGCAGAUUUUGAGUGGAUUUCUGUGAGCAGGACCACUGCGAACCAGCCAUGGAAGAACUUACGGCGUUCGUCUCGAAAUCUUUCGAUCAAAAAACCAAGGAGAGCACCAAGGAGAGUAUCACAUACAGGGAAGUUUUGGAGAGUGGCUUGGCGAGAGCGAGGGAGCUAGGAAACUCGGAGACGAACCUCGCGGACAUUACUGAAACAAGCAACCACUGUCCAGUACAUCUGUUCAAGGACCACGUAGAGCUUGAAAAGGAAAAGCUGAAGGAGUUUACUGUUACAAGGGCUUCCGAAGGAAUCUACGAGUGCAAAGAAAAGAAGGAGGAUGUCAAGUCGGAGGACGAGGACGCACAGGGCAAGCUGAAGCAGAGACGGAGUCGGACGAAUUUCACGCUGGAGCAACUGAACGAGCUGGAGAGGCUAUUCGACGAGACGCACUACCCGGACGCCUUCAUGCGGGAAGAGCUCAGCCAGAGACUCGGCCUGUCGGAGGCCCGUGUACAGGUAUGGUUUCAAAACAGGCGAGCGAAGUGUCGAAAACAAGAAAACCAGAUGCACAAAGGCGUUAUUUUGGGAACGGCAAGUCACUUGGAAGCCUGCAGAGUCGCGCCAUACGUCAACAUGGGGGCCCUCAGGAUGCCAUUCCAGCAGGUCCAAGCGCAGCUGCAGCUGGAGGGCGUGGCCCACUCGCACCCGCACCUGCACCCCCACCUGGCGGCGCACGCCCCCUACCUGAUGUUCCCGCCGCCGCCCUUCGGACUGCCCAUCGCCUCGCUGGCGGACUCGGCCUCGGCCGCGGCGGCAGUGGCGGCCGCUAAGAGCAACAGCAAGAACUCCAGCAUCGCCGACCUCCGACUCAAGGCAGGACUUCUUGGAGGCCAGUGGCUCAACCCUUUCCAGUCUCACAUCACAACCCCGGGACCGUACAAACAUCUCUGGAUGUCUGUCUGAACUGAACAAACCUGCAUUUAAAGAGAUGAGAAGACUUUUUUGUAAAAAAAAAAAACAAACAAACAACAAAAGCAAAAUGAAAACAAAAAAAAUCCAAAAAGCGAAACGGAACAGAACGAGAUGAGGGGACACAAAACUUUUGGGUAGGGCAAAGACAAAAAAACUCACACAAAACGAGCAAACAAACGUAACAAGCCGGGACGACUGAAAAGCGAGAGUGUUUUGAGCUCAGACUGUGUGUUUGUGUGUUUAUUGGCAAGACUCUGGAUGUGUCUGGAUGCCCUUAACUUACACAUGACAAAACAACACAUACAGUAUACGCUCACAGCACACACUCAGAACAGACACACACACACACACACACACACACACACUGACACACACACACACACACACACACACACACACACACACACACACACACACACACACACACACACACACACACACACACACACACACGGGCCUCCAUGCUUGUCCACCUCCAGCCACUGUGUUCUUUGUCACUGCUCACGGUUCAGUGCAUGUGCCCAGCUGAAGGAGAGCAGCGUUAAGGGGCUGGCCUCCCCUCCAACUCAGAUUUUGCCCUUCUUCCCUUUUCUUCUUCUACUUCUUCUUCUUCUCCUCCUUCUCUUCUUCCUCUUCUUAUUGGUUUGAUCACUGCCAUGACUCUUUCCCACUAUAUUUCUCAUCUUAGUGCAAAUGAUGUUAGCCACCUAUUUUUUGCUUUUGUCUUUUCUUUGGGUUGUUUUGUUUUGCUGUGGACAGAGCUAGGAAGCAGCAAUAACAACAUGUGUAAAGAAAAAAAAGACAAAAACACAAAAAAACUAAAAUGUUAGUUUUUUGGGGUAAGUUAUUGUUAUUAUAUUGUUAUAUUUCUGAUGAUUUUUUUUGUUUGUUUGGGAACGUUUUUAUUGCUGUAUUUUUUCUUCUGGUCAUGUCUGGAAGAGCUUUGCUUUUCUUUUUUUUUCUCCUCGUGAGUCUCCUUUUUCUCUUGGCUGUUUUCUCUCUUGCCUUCUCUUUUUCGUUGGUUUAACUAUACUGUGUCCGGGGAAUAGAAGUGAUGAUAGCCUUUGCACUUCAGGUCUUGUUUAAGGAGUUUACAAUCCGCACUGCAAGAAGAUACUACUUCUUAAA
Molecule: messenger RNA, 2159 nt
Organism: Engraulis encrasicolus (European anchovy)
Lineage: Eukaryota; Metazoa; Chordata; Actinopteri; Clupeiformes; Engraulidae
Gene: shox
Product: shox homeobox
Exons: 6
Coding region: 117-1022 (301 amino acids)
Biological process (GO): regulation of transcription by RNA polymerase II
Cellular component (GO): nucleus
Molecular function (GO): DNA-binding transcription factor activity, RNA polymerase II-specific; sequence-specific double-stranded DNA binding
Source: RefSeq, a predicted model, not a curated record